This is a messenger RNA of Daphnia magna, 1554 nucleotides long. RefSeq lists its product as uncharacterized. The record is from RefSeq and is a predicted model, not a curated record. The coding region runs from base 147 to 1388 and encodes 413 amino acids. Lineage: Eukaryota; Metazoa; Arthropoda; Branchiopoda; Diplostraca; Daphniidae. The transcript has 8 exons.
ACGAACAACUCAGUAACGGAUCUGAGAUUUGCAUAUUUUCCUGCAUAGCCAGUGGUCAAGGCGGAAGUUAUUGCGAGUAGGAAAACCUUUAAAUGUAACUUAUUUUCCAUUCUGUCGGGCAUUCGCAGGUCAACCUCCAUUCAAAGAUGCUGGCGGCCGUGGUCCAGUUGCUACUGUCUAUCGUUAUCUUUUCGCCCUUCGUUACAUCGGAAAUCAGCCCAACCAAUUCCAACACUUCAUUGAAUCCAGCCUUGGACGUUCGCGAUGGAAAAUUUUUUGGCUUAUUUGAAACUGUCAUCAACAAUAACCGAGCUUGCAGGGCAUUGAGUGGUGACAUUGGCACCUGUCUUUCUUAUCCGGAAUGUUUUGCUUUCCGUGGUAACAUCUCGGGUGCUUGCGGCAGGGGAUUUGGAUUAUGUUGUGUCACCACAAAGACCUGCCAGGGUGUUAUUUACGCCAAUAACACGUAUUUCGUCAAUCAGGGUUAUCCGGCAUCGUAUACCGCUGCAGGGCAAUGCUACACCACUGUUAAUCGCCUAGCACCCAACAUUUGUCAACUUCGGCUGGAUUUCGAGGCAUUUUCAAUUGCCCAACCGGAAUCGGUGGAACAUCGCUGCGUCACGGAUAGCUUUGUGGUAACUGGUACCACGUCCCCAGUACCUGUCAUUUGCGGUGACAAUGCUGGACAGCAUAUGUAUUUGAAUAUCGGCUACAAUAGUACAACUCCCAUCAUGCUGACUAUGAUUACAAGUAAUUUGAUGGUUGGCGGUGUCGCUUCUGCCCGCAACUGGAAGAUACGAGUCUCACAAAUUCCUUGCAAUGAAGGUUUUGCAGCGCCGCCGGGAUGUCUGCAAUAUUUUACCGGAAGUGUAGGUGUGAUAAGGUCAUUCAACUUUUUUUUUGAAUCCCGAGGCGUGAAUACAGCUCGACAGCUCUCGUUUCAAGAUUACACGAUUUGCAUCCGCCAAGAAUCCAAUUUCUGUGAAAUGCAGUACAACCCAUGCCCUGAUCAGGUCAAUUUACCGGGCCUCGGAUUCUCCAUCUCAGGCGCUUUGACGGCUGGGGCUACUACGGUUGCGUCCGGAGUCGAUGCAGCGUGCACCGCGGAUUAUUUAAUGAUACCUUGUGGUUCGGAUAUACGAGGUCAAGCUAUUAAGUCGAACGGAGCCGUUUGUGCCGCUCGGUUAUGCGGCAGUGCCUUUAACAGCAUCAAUGCCGAAACCCGAUCAACGCCAGUGUUUACGAGAUCCGUGCCGUUCGAAUUGCGUUACUUCACUAACGGACUGGAAGCCGGCGAGGGUGAACAAGGUAAUUUAGGUUUUUGUUUAACCUAUCAGCAAGAGCCAUGUCCAGCUUCCACCAACAGAUUUCAGAAUAUUUUUAUCUAAAUAAAGUUUGCAUUCAGUCAAACUGCAGGUUUCUUGUUUUACCCGCUUGUUUGUAAUAAUUUAAUUAAUAUGUAAUCUUUUAGUGUGAUGAGUGAGAUGGAUAAAUAUCUUCUUGACAAAUCUUGUACUCUACUAGAAUUGCAAUACACAUUUGAUACAAUAAAAA